Molecule: messenger RNA, 1470 nt
Organism: Abrus precatorius (Indian licorice)
Lineage: Eukaryota; Viridiplantae; Streptophyta; Magnoliopsida; Fabales; Fabaceae
Product: GDSL esterase/lipase At5g33370-like
Exons: 5
Coding region: 277-1377 (366 amino acids)
Molecular function (GO): hydrolase activity, acting on ester bonds
Source: RefSeq, a predicted model, not a curated record
AUGAAUUGCUUCUCAGUGCUACCAACCCAUCUCAUUUAAGCUUGUAACAUUGCCACAAUUUUUAGAACUAGAACUUAAAACCUCAAUAAAAGAGCACCCAAAAUUGGAAGUCCUAGUCUAUCUCAUGCAAUCGUCCUAUAUAACAUGGUGGAGAGUGUUAUACAACACUAGCUUGUUGAAUCCCAGGUAAAGGUAUACACAUCCCAUAUCCAAAACAAACCCCUUUAAUUUCAACCAAGCUAGUCUCAUAUCCACAUUCAAAAAGGGUUCAUUUCAAUGGUUCCCACUUCAAAUUUUGUUCAUGUGGUGGUUCUUGGUUUAGUUUUAGCACUACUUGUUAUUGUCCCUAGAGCUGAAGGCAGGCCAAGAGCAUUCUUUGUAUUUGGAGAUUCUCUUGUUGAUAAUGGAAACAACAACUAUUUGCAAACCAUAGCUCGUGCUAAUGCCCCUCCUUAUGGAAUUGACUAUCCAACUCAUAGACCAACUGGCCGUUUCUCUAAUGGCUUCAACAUUCCUGACUUUAUCAGUCAGCAACUUGGUGCUGAAUCUACAGUACCAUACUUGAGCCCAGAAUUAACGGGGGAGAAUCUCUUAGUUGGUGCUAAUUUUGCUUCUGCUGGAGUUGGAAUCCUUAAUGAUACGGGUGACCAAUUUAUGAACAUAAUUAAAAUGCAUAGACAACUAGAGUAUUUUAAAGAGUACCAACGACGAGUAGCUUCUCUGAUUGGAGCUUCGAGGACUAAAAGACUGGUGAAUCAAGCACUCUUCCUCAUAACAGUAGGUGGCAAUGAUUUUGUAAACAACUACUACCUUGUGGUUAAUUCUACAAGGUCUCGUCAACAUCCACUUCCAGAGUAUGUCACGUUUCUCAUCUCUCGCUACCGAAGGCACUUGCAGAGGCUAUAUAAUCUUGGAGCUAGGCGAGUUAUUGUAACUGGGACAGGACCACUGGGUUGUGCUCCUGCCGAAUUGGCUGUGCGUGGCAAAAAUGGACAAUGUUCUCUUGAGCUACAACAUGCUGCAGCAUUGUACAACCCUCAAUUAGAACAAAUGGUACUUCAACUCAAUAGCAAAAUUGGAAGUGACAUUUUCAUUGCUGCAAAUACAGCACAGAUGCACAAUGACUUCGUUAGGAAUCCCACAGCUUACGGAUUUACUACCUCAAAAGUAGCUUGUUGUGGACAAGGGCCCUACAAUGGUUUGGGGCUAUGCACUCCAUUCUCCAACUUGUGCCCAAACCGAAAUUCGCAUGCAUUUUGGGAUCCAUUCCAUCCAUCUGAAAAGGCUAAUAGACUUGUUGUGGAGCAAAUUAUGACAGGUUCUACAAGGUACAUGAAGCCAAUGAACCUCAGCACCAUUCUGGCUUUGAAUACUUGAGCACAUAAUAGAUUAAAGAACCUUAUAUACAGCCUAAUUACUAACUUGAUCUUCAAGUGCAUGACAACUUUUACUGUAAUUGGGGUUUGUUGU